AAUUCACCUUAAAAACCCUAAUUUUCUCACAAAAAAUAGUAAAUAAAAUAAAUGGAAAACGAACGCAGCGCAGUAACAACAAGCAGUCCAAGGUGGAACCCAACGAAAGAACAGAUAACGCUGCUUGAGAAUCUUUACAAGCAAGGGAUACGAACACCGAGCGCCGAUCAGAUACAGCAGAUCACCGGUAGGCUCCGUGCGUUCGGCCAUAUAGAGGGUAAAAACGUCUUUUACUGGUUCCAGAACCAUAAGGCUAGACAACGCCAAAAGCAGAAACAAGACCGCAUCGCUUCCUUCAGUCGUCUCCUGCACAAAACAUCCCGUUUCUUCCAACCUAUUCCUUGCUCAAACGUGGGCUGCGUUAGUCCGAACUAUUUACAUCAAGUAAGCGAUAAUCAACAUGGAAGCUCACACAGACAAGAUCUUCACAGUAACAAAGUGAUGCUCCCAAGUGGUGGCUACGAGAAACGCACAAUCACAGAUCAUAAGAAACAUGUUUCAGACAUAACGACAGCUAGAAUAUCAAUGUCUUCGAGUUCACUCAGAUUUGAUCGAUUUUCCCUUGGUGAUCACGGUUAUUUUGGCGAGGGCAUCAACGUCAAUACCAACGGACUGAAGACGCUUCCGCUUUUUCCACUUCAGCCUCUGGAUGCGAGUAAUGACGAUGUUGCUGGAAAUUCCAGUUUUUCCCCUUGUCAUGAUUCUCCGGUGACUUAUUGUGGCGAUGAUGGUGGACGAGGGCCGUCGUUUAUUGACUUCUUCUCUGGUGGUUCUAGUAGGUUCGAUAAUUUUGGAAACGGGCUGUAA
Raphanus sativus (radish) is the source of this 807-nucleotide messenger RNA. Its product is annotated as WUSCHEL-related homeobox 2. The transcript has 2 exons. Bases 52 to 807 code for a protein of 251 amino acids. Gene Ontology annotation, molecular function: DNA-binding transcription factor activity; DNA binding. The record is from RefSeq and is a predicted model, not a curated record. NCBI's taxonomy places the organism in Eukaryota, Viridiplantae, Streptophyta, Magnoliopsida, Brassicales, Brassicaceae. Gene Ontology annotation, biological process: plant organ development.